Physella acuta is the source of this 2953-nucleotide messenger RNA. RefSeq lists its product as uncharacterized. Lineage: Eukaryota; Metazoa; Mollusca; Gastropoda; Physidae. The record is from RefSeq and is a predicted model, not a curated record.
GAAUGGUUGUCGAUUAUACUAAUAGAAAUUAUUUUAUCGCUAAAACUGAAAAUGCAUUUUAUAUGCCUGUUACGUCUUUCGUCUUGGCUCGAAUAGGGAUUCCAACGCCCAUUAAAAUGAUUGUUUCUCAAAAUAAUUUCUGCUACAAACUGAAAAGUCUAAACGGGAAAAUGAAAACAGUUGCAGCUUGUUCUCAUUGCUUGUGCAAAGAGGAAAUCUGUGUGAGAUUAAAAGUAAAUCACCAUGUCAGAAAAUUGUUCCAGAGAAACAGAAGGUUUGAUUUUAUCAUCUUUUGAAGUUCUACAAGACCAUCAAAGUAAUGGUAGACAAAUUAAACUGACUAAUGCCUUUAGUAAUGGUCUGGAAGAAAGAAAUUCUGCAAAGAUUACCCCAUUUGGACAAGGCAAUGUUUCAAUGAAUGACAGUGGCCAUUGUGGUCCAUGCACUAAUGAUGGUGAUGAAAUGUUUGAUGAUAAUUUUCGGGGAGAUGAAGCGGUUGACUCACUAGAUAAUGAUACGAACAACAACUCCUUAGACAGAGAAGAUGAUGGGGAUGAUGAAGAAGAUGAUGAUGAUGAUGAGGAUGAGGAAGCUAGUCAUAUUUUACAACAGGAAGAAUUACAGGGCACAAAUCAAACUGUAUCCAUUAACGUUGAGUCAGGAAGUACAUCAUCUGACCCAAGGAACCAUCAUAGCUGCCAGGAUAACUAUGUUAACACAUCAAUAGGAAUGGCAGGACAUUCAUUUGUUACUGCUUCAAGAAAUACCUGGAAACCAGAUCCUACUACUCCAAAUGCUAGUGGCAGAUACUCAGGAGAGUGGCACAUUCCUUUAAGUACUCCAAGCAAUGGUCUACGCAGAGACUCAAGAAGGCAAGAUGAAUUUUCCUCUCCUGAUUUGAGUAGAGAUGGUGGUGUGGAAGAACAACAUUGGAAGUUUGUCCAUGGCCAUGCAGCAGAUCAACAUCAACACUGGGGUCAAGAAACCAAAGUAGUUGUUGGCUCUGCAAAUACCAGCUGGGUCACACCAAAGAGAAGUGAAGAUCAAGUCCAUGAUCUUCAAGGUCUACAUCCCCACUCCAAUCUUGACCAUACCGGUCAUUGGAGCCACAAUAUAAGAACAGGGCAACCCAAUGUGCACGGGUGGUCUAAAGAAUUAGGUGGAGUCUACACCACAGAAUCUGAAAUUAACAACGUACGAAACUUGUUCACACUGCAACCAGCUCAGCCAGCAUUGAAUGCUACUGCUGUUAACACUACUUUCAAUGACAUGCGAGCUGGCAGUACUUGGAACCUAGGCAGCCAUCAUCCAGCUGGUCAAGCAUUAGGAAAUUUGCAAAGACCUCUGCUACAUCAUGAUAUGGCUUGCCACAGGACAGCACCUACAAAUAUUUUUCACCAGUCUCCAUCUCAGAACUAUGCUGGAUUUCAGAGUCAAGAGAGAGAAGAAUGGCCUGCCUCAGCUUUAAGUCCAGGACCAUCUGGAAUAACAACUGAUGUUUCUGCAGACCAUUUUAAACUAACUGGGGUACAGAGGAACCCAGUAUGCAAGUCAGCUAUUCUCAAUAAGCAAAGAAAAGGAAGAAACAAUCAAGGGGGAUCUGCUCUAUCUGUCUCAGAGACUCAGAUUCCUACUAAAGUUCGCCCAACACUUGACCAGGUUCGUGAACAAAGUCAUCCUUAUCAGAUUAAAGAGCAAAAGAAAAUUGUGAGAGAUGUUUAUCCAGCUACAUCAGCUAAUGUCCACACUUUGAAAGCCUCUCACAUUGUGUCAUGGUACAUUGAUUACCUGAUCCAUGAGAAUGAACAUCUAACACAGAUCUCCAGAGCUUUCUCACUUCCAGUCAACCUCUUCCAUUCAGAUGACUUUUAUUUUAUGGACAGUUUAAAGAAAAAGGUACAUUUUCCAAGUUUGAAGUUCCUCUCCUGGAUGCAACAGAAUUUGCCAAGUAUAAAUGUAAAUGCCAUUGAUUUCCAUGAAGGAAGACCACCUGCUUUGUCAACAUGGAAUCAAGACUGGUUCUGGCAGAACAAAUCUAGGCGUGACAUUAUACAUGAUGUGUUUUUUUACUUUCAACAUCGUCGGGUUACUUGUGAAAAUUAGCCAUACUUCUAAUCAGAUUUAGAAACAAAAAGCUAAAAAAGUCUUAGUUAAUUAUUCCUUAAGUUUUUUCUUAAACCCUAAUUCUGUUACUUCAUUACUUUAAUUGUUGGUUACUUAUCUCUAGGAGUCUUCAUAUCUUAUGUGUACAACAUUAACAUGAUUACAACCUCAAAAUCUACCUAAAAGCUUUCUUUAUAUGUUACAUGUAUUGUCAUAUCUUCCACCUUUCCAUUUGCACCUUGUAUCUGUAUUUUUGUCUCUAAACUUAAAAUUUCUUAUUUCACUUUUCUUGUUUGAUUUGUUUUAUUAACCUUUGCUUAUUUUUCAACAAGAAUUAUGGAGUCAAAGGACUGUAAAUACUGUAAAAAAAAUUAUUACUAUAACUGAUAUUCAAAGCAUUAUUUUAAAAUGUUAAAAGUUUUAAUAUGAUAUUGUAAAAUACAGAUUUUAAUAAUUUUUUUUUAUAUUGUUAGAUUUUUCCUUUAAACAGAGUUGAUAAUAAUGUACAGUAUCUUUUGUACCAAACUAUUUAAAAUAUAAUUUUAUUUUACCUGUUUUAACUAAUUACAGAUUAUAAUAUUUUUUGAGUAAAAUAUAUAAAAAUGACAUAUUUAUAUAGUUAAAUAUUUUUCAUUCUACUGUAUCACCAGAAAACAGAUUUUUUAAAUUGAUACUAAUAACAUGCUUGUUAUUUUUAUUGUUACUACUUGCUUAGACAGUUUAAUCAAGUAGUUUGUUUAAUCAUUUGCUAUUUUUUAAAAAGCUAAAAUGAUUUUUAUUAAAUACACUCUCAAGCAUUACAUUGGAAUGUUUCUGUUAACUGCAAAUGGAUGUUAAUAAAUUUUAAGAA